Molecule: messenger RNA, 1284 nt
Organism: Eutrema salsugineum
Lineage: Eukaryota; Viridiplantae; Streptophyta; Magnoliopsida; Brassicales; Brassicaceae
Product: zinc finger CCCH domain-containing protein 23
Exons: 1
Coding region: 35-985 (316 amino acids)
Molecular function (GO): metal ion binding
Source: RefSeq, a predicted model, not a curated record
AAGACUCUUUCUUCUUCUGGUGCCUAAACCGAAAAUGAUGAUCGGAGAAAAUAGCCGGCCACAUCCAACGAUCCAUAUCCCUCCGUGGGAUCCGAUCAACGAUCCAACGGCCACAAUUUCAUCACCAUUCUCUUCCGUUAACUUUCACGACUAUCCACACUCUCUCGACUCUUUCGCUUCUCUUUACCGUUACCUUCCAUCCAACGAGUUCGCGAACGAUUCCGACUCAUCAAGCGGCGAUGAGUCACUCUCACUCUCAUUCGCUGACUCGUUCGCGUGCGAUGAGUUUCGCAUGUACGAGUUCAAAGUACGGCGAUGCUCUCGAGGCCGAUCUCACGACUGGACGGAGUGUCCGUUUGCGCAUCCCGGAGAGAAAGCUCGGAGACGCGAUCCGACGAAGUAUCAUUACUCAGGUACGGCUUGUCCUGAGUUUCGUAGAGGGAGUUGUAGAAGAGGUGACUCGUGUGAGUUCGCUCAUGGUGUUUUCGAGUGUUGGCUACAUCCCGCUCGUUAUCGGACUCAGCCUUGUAAAGAUGGGACGAGUUGCCGGAGAAGAAUCUGUUUCUUUGCUCAUACGCCGGAGCAGUUACGCUUUUUGGCGAACUCAGCAGAGCCAGAUCUUGGAUUAUCAUCGAUUCGUAACCACUUUUCGAAAUCAGCGACGGCUACUUCUCCUACAUCGAUCUUAAUCUCUCCUCCGUUUUCUCCACAAUCGGAAUCUCCGCCGCUUUCUCCGAGCACCGGUGAACUUAUUGCGUCUAUGCGGAAAAUGCAAUUGAACGGAGGAUGUUCAUUGAGCUCACCGCUAGGGUUACCUCACCGGUCGAGUCUGACUCAGGGAAGGACAUGGCCGCGGAUAAGAGAGUUCGAGAUCUGGGACAAUGCAUGUGAAGAAGAAGUUCCGGCGAUGAAACUGGUGGAAUCUGGGAAAGAACUGAGAGCGAGGAUGUAUGCGAGGCUCAGCAGAGAAAACUCGCUCGGGUGAGUCGACUCGGUUCUAUCAACUGAGGCAUUAAUACGAUUUGUGAAUAUUGAUGUGUAGAUAAAGUGACGCAACUACGGAUGAUGAUGAAGAAGAAAAGCGUUUAGGAACAAAAAAAUUGUAAAGCUAUGGAUAAUGCGAGGUUAAUUUUGGGAUUUCUGCAAGUUUUUUUAACAUGUUCGUAUUUUGUUUAUUUGAUUUACAAUCGUUUUUCUUUGUUGUUUACUAAUGUUAUAUCUUUGUAAUUACUUCUCAAAUGGAUUUGGAUUUUUAUCUUUGUUGAAGAAAAGAAUAUUCAAGUU